AUGCCUUAUGAGCUCGCCCCCGUUGCUUCUUGCUUCCACAGCAUUUUGGGGCCUGAUAGUGCAAGUCGCAUAGAUCAUACGAAAAGGGUAGAGCUUCUUGAGGCUAUGCUGCGUGUUUCUAAGGAGGCGAACACGGGCAGCUCAAAGAAAUCUAAGCGCGAAGUCCUGGGCUCCGAGGGUGCUACGUAUACUUCCGAGCGUGUUAAUUCUCUACUAGAAGCGGGAUACUCGGAAAUCUGCUCUGGAGGAGUUAUGAUCUUCGCUCUACCGCAUGACAUUGUUGGCGAGCUUAGAACGUGUGAUCUGAGUCCAGCCCAGCCUGUUAUCGCAUCACAUACUGCAUUGAAAGCUGAAGUAGAGCAUCCGCAUCUAAAUAGUAGCGUUUCUAUCUACCUUGAAAAAGCACGCGCGGAAAAAGCUCGGUUACGAAGAACUGCCUGCAACGAGUACUCUCCGGCACACGGGGACUUGGUUUGUAGUGCGCUGCCCUCACAGUUGUUGUAUCACGAUAUAUUCUCAUCCAGGAAACGGGCAUACCUCGUUGUUGACAACACAACCACCCCGCCCGGUAUAUCCAUCAAGAUCGUUGAUCAGAUGAAGCUGGGAGACCGCUUCUGCCGACCGCCCUUCCACACGUAUUCCUUGGAGCGGGUUGCUAGCACGUACAGCUCUAUGGAGCACUGGUGGCCUUUUGUGAUCGGCGAGCUUAUAGUCAUAUACUCGGAAGCUAACUUCACCAAGGGCGUCCACACGUGGUCUCCUGCUACCACCAUCUACCGUAAAAGACACACUCAAUUUGACGGCUCCUCCUGCAUUACUGCUAGCCAUGGCACCGUCCCUUGCAAGAGCUCCUACUCUCACCUCUGUACAAAGUACACUUUUCAAGUGCACGCUGAGGAGAUCUUGGUGAGCUCCUAUCUAAUGGGCUGGUUGAGAGCCUCUAAUCACCAGAAGGUAUAUGCAAUCUCGGAGGGUUUCUUUGCAGAGACAAUCUCCUUUACCAAACUACUGACCAUUCUUGCAGACUAUGUCAAAACAAUUGAUAAAUAUAAAUCCACACUUGUCUCUAACUGUUCUACAAUUAGACAAUCCAGUGGAGAUAGAAAGAGUGCUUUGGGUAAUCAAUGCUUGGUGGGACCUCUUCCAUCACAAGUGGUUGAGCUGGCCCGUACAUAUGACUUCUUGGUUUAUCCGUACUGUUCAUUGGCAGCGAACUCUCCCGUUCCAUACAUCCCCAGUAGUGUCCAAUCCCACACUCUGAGGAACUUAUUAGGCGACGUCUCCAAUACAUAUCUUGAUUCGCAGCAAUGCUACUUUUCUUCUUACGACUAUGCUGUGGACAUCAGCCCUGUAUUCUGCUGCGGUUCCCUCCGCGAAACCUCAACAGAGGAGUCCAAAGGCUUCUAUGACAUAGUGUUCGACAAUACCCUUCAAGGCGCAACCUUAGAGAGCCAAGAUAUGAUGCUUACGAAGGACGAGGCUACGACAAUGGAGUCGUCUAGUGAGACCGUCCAAAGGUUUCCGACAUAUGAGACACUGCAUUCAUAUUUGUCUAAUCAGGUCGCUCUCUUGAGAGGUCCUCAAGUCUGUAGAUAUGUGGAUAACUCAUCUGCCAGCCUACUAUCGACCCUACUUGAGGUUGCUGAGCCACAGAUCAAGCGUAGGCGAGGCCGAACAGUGAGUGGCGGGACAUCUGCUUCUACAAGAAAUAGAAAAACAAAACAAGCUCACUGUGCCAUUGAAGACACCAUCGACAUAGCUCUACAUGAUUUAAUCUACAGGGAGCUUUUUGGAGAUCCGUUGCGGACAUGCAGGCUUGAUGAUAGGUAUGAUUAUGUCCUGGAUUACCACUAUAGAAAGUCACUUGAUGGAUACUUCCAUUUCAAUUGCGGAACCCUUGAUACUUGCGUCUCACCUCUUGCCUUUGACUCUGUGAUACAAGCAAAACACCUGUGUAUUAGGUUUUAUAAUAUUCUCAAUGUAAUGCAACGUCGAUAUACACAACUCGCAAUCCACAAUCCUGAAGUUUACACUCUGCUUAAGGCCUUUCAUGAAUACAAGAUUCCUAUCUCCUUGUUCUGCAGAGUACUGUCUUGUGUCACAGAGUCCCUGCGGGCUUACCCAUUUGGUGGUUUAUUUACUUCAUUAUUGUGUCAUAUGUGGUUAGCAUACGAUGUCACCAACGAGCUAAAUUGUAUAUUCACGACAGUGUGGACACUAUUCGGACACUCUCCUGUGGAGUCUCACGAGCCCACAUCCCUUAGCACUCUCUUUUCGUAUGCAUGUGGAAAUGUAGUUGUUGAAAGGUAUCUUAGAUAUUUUAUUCCAUGGUUUCAGCGUCCCCAAACAAUCCUUGAGUUUCUGCUUCUAAAAGUUCAAUCCCACAAACUCAGCAGAGAUGUACACGCAGCGUUGAGAGAUCUUUUUUGCUUUACAUCUGCAGUCAACCGUACGCAGGCCUGGUACAAAUAA
Giardia duodenalis is the source of this 2472-nucleotide messenger RNA. RefSeq lists its product as uncharacterized. The transcript has a single exon. NCBI's taxonomy places the organism in Eukaryota, Fornicata, Diplomonadida, Hexamitidae. The record is from RefSeq and is a predicted model, not a curated record. The coding region runs from base 1 to 2472 and encodes 823 amino acids.